Molecule: messenger RNA, 1436 nt
Organism: Scheffersomyces coipomensis
Lineage: Eukaryota; Fungi; Ascomycota; Pichiomycetes; Serinales; Debaryomycetaceae
Gene: HBR3
Product: rRNA-binding endoribonuclease
Exons: 2
Coding region: 36-1436 (466 amino acids)
Biological process (GO): maturation of SSU-rRNA; ribosomal small subunit biogenesis
Cellular component (GO): preribosome, small subunit precursor
Molecular function (GO): RNA endonuclease activity
Source: RefSeq, a predicted model, not a curated record
AAGCUAUUGUAUAUAGAUCAGAAUAACCAAACAAUAUGGCAGAAGUCACACCAACUACAACGGCUCCAGUUGGUCCAAAGAUAAGGACUUUAGUAUUGGAUGCUGCUCCACUUAUCACUCAAUCUGCAUCUGCAUUACAACAUUUUGCUCAAACUUUCUAUACUACCCCAGGGGUAUAUGCUGAAUUAAAGGAUGAACAUGCUAGACAACAAUUAGUGUUAUGGGCUGAUAAUUUAAAAGUAAGACAUCCUAAACCAGAAUCUAUUCAAAGAGUUAAUGCCUUUGCUAAACUUACUGGGGAUUAUUCAGUAUUAUCAUUAAAUGAUAUACAUAUUAUUGCAUUAGCAUUCGAAUUAGAAUGUGAACUUAAUAAUGGUGAUUGGAGAUUGCGUAAAUUUCCAGGUGAAAAGAUAAGUUUUAUAAAUCCUAAUGUUCCUAAAGUUAAACCUGAAGAAGUUAAGGAAGUUUCAAAGACUGAAACAGAGGAAGUAAAAGAAUCAAAAGACGGAUCAGAAACUAUACCUACAGAAGAAACAACCAAAGCAAAGAAGCCACGUAGAAGAGGUGGUAAAAGACAAAGAGAAAAGAGAGAAGCUGAAUUACAAAAAGCAUUAGAUGAAGAAUCUCAACAAGAAGCUAAUGUACCAAAGGAACAAGUAAACGAAUCAGCUUCAGAAUCUAUAAACGAUACAGAAUUAAAAGAAGAUUAUGAUGAUGAAGAUGAUGACGGUGAGUGGAUUUCAGCUGAAAACUUAUACGAAGAAAUGCUUAAAGAUACCCAUGAACAACUUCUGGAAUCAAGUACUAAAGUAAAAUCAGGUCCAUAUAUUAAGUUGGCAUUAGCUACUGGUGAUUUUGCAUGUCAAAAUGUAGCUAUGCAAAUUGGUCUUAAUUUAAUGAAUCCAUUGUCUGGUAAGCAAAUCAAGAGAGUUCGUAAUUAUAUGUAUAGAUGUCAUGCUUGUUUCAGAUUAACUCCUAUUCCUAAAGAUGGUACUCCAAAACAUUUCUGUCCAAAAUGUGGUGGUAACACCUUAUUAAGAUGUGCUGUAUCUAUUGAUAAUGUCACUGGUAGAAUAACUCCUCAUUUAAAGGCUAAUUUCCAAUGGUUAAAGAGAGGUGAGAAAUUCAGUAUCCCAUCUCCACUAAGCAAGAAUCAAAUAAGGAGACAAGGAAAUGGUGGAUUCCAACAUAACAAAGAAAGUCGUCAUAAAUCUUUACAAAACCCAUUGAUUUUAAGAGAAGAUCAAAAAGAAUAUGCUCAAGCAGUUAAAAAUGAUGAAUGGGAAAGAAGACAACAAGAAAAAGUCUUACAAGAAUGGGUUGGCGGUGGAAGUGCAGAUAAUUACAUGUCUCCCUUCACAUCCUCUGUUAAAGCUUCUGGUGUUAAGGUUGGAAAAGGUAGAUUUGUAAACUCAUCUAAAGGUAAAAGAAAGUAA